This is a messenger RNA of Caenorhabditis angaria, 282 nucleotides long. The record is from the annotation of a GenBank genome assembly. NCBI's taxonomy places the organism in Eukaryota, Metazoa, Nematoda, Chromadorea, Rhabditida, Rhabditidae.
AUGAAGCCCUUCUUCACUUCAACAUUCCUCUGCAUCUCUCUCAUCUGUCUACUUCUCUGCACUCUCUCAACUCUCGCUGAUUACUGUCAAUGUGGUGCACAAUGUAGUGCAUACACGGACGGCACAAAAUGCACACGAUGUUGCACACAUUCUGUAAAACGCCGUGCUCUCAAUUUCGACCAACUUCCACAAGAACAAAGGCAAAUCUACGAGGAGAAUCGUGUGGUUGUUGAUCCAAUUUUAGCGCGAAUUUUGGCGUUUUUAAGGACUAAUGAUGUGUGA